Fusarium tjaetaba is the source of this 1698-nucleotide messenger RNA. Its product is annotated as cutinase transcription factor 1 alpha. Gene Ontology annotation, molecular function: zinc ion binding; DNA binding. The record is from RefSeq and is a predicted model, not a curated record. Gene Ontology annotation, biological process: DNA-templated transcription. The coding region runs from base 1 to 1698 and encodes 565 amino acids. The transcript has 5 exons. NCBI's taxonomy places the organism in Eukaryota, Fungi, Ascomycota, Sordariomycetes, Hypocreales, Nectriaceae.
AUGAACGACAGUAUCGCAGUGAUUACACCUCAAAGUAACGAAAAUUCCCAGUAUCAAGAUCAAAGCCAGCCUGUCCCAUCGAAUAUCACGCAGAAUAAUGAGACGAAUUCUCAACAACAGAGCUUGUCCGGGAACGACAAGUCAUACUUCCUGGGCGACUCAAGCAGCUUAUCAUACAUCGUCGAGAUGAUAUGUAGUCCAAGAGGAGGCGUCAGUGAGCCCGUCAAAGUCCACUAUCCCAUACCAGCAUCAAUAGCAGACCGCGCAAUUAUCCCAACACGACCGCAAGUGGAACCACUGAGCGUACAAGAUGCACUGACGAUGCCACCAAAAGAAAUAUCCGACCGUCUUGUGUAUACCUUUUUCGAGAUCAUCCAUCCGCCUUAUCCGGUGAUAGACAGGCGCGCCUUUUCUGAGCUGUACAGACAGGGCAAAGCAUCGCCUAUGCUUUUGCACGCGAUGUUCCUUGUUACCUUCAUUCUUUGCGAUGAGAGUCUUAUACAGGCUGCUGGAUUCAGUGAUCGGACUGCUGCUCGCAAACAUCAUUAUCUUCGGGCGAAAACAUUGUAUGAUGUUGAUCACGAGACUGACAGGAAUGUCCUCACAGCAGCGAUCUUCCUCUUGGGAUUUUGGUGGAAUGGGCCGGAUGAUCAGAAGGAUUCGUGGUUCUGGCUUGGAUGUGCGACGUCUUGUGCUCAGUCUUUGGGGAUGUAUCGAUCGACGGUAGCAUCAAGGCUGAGUCCCGAGAAAAGAGCGCUGCGGAAACGAAUAUGGUGGUCUAUAUAUACUCGCGACCGACAUACCGCCGCAUGCCUCGGCAAGCCAUGCAGAAUCAGGGACGAAGACUGCGACAUCGAACCUCUGACCGAAGAAGACUUUUACUUUGACGACGAUCACAACGAUCCCCUAAUAACCCGACAAGAAGAAUACCAUACGGCUCUCGCAAUAGAGAUGACGAAAGCCGCAGAGAUCCUCGGAGACAUCGUAAUUGCAGAAUACAGUCCUCGACGACCUGACUUAGAACAAUACAAACCAGAACGCCUGAAACAAAGACUUGAACAGUGGGAAGCGCAGUUGCCCAAAUGCAUGCAGAGGGCGCCGCUUGACGAGACACUGGGUCCAGCGUUCUGGGCAACCCAGUUGCACAUGGCGUACCAUGUCCCCGCCGUCUUCGGUGCCCUCUCCAUCCACACCCUCGUCAUCUGCCGCAAGGACCCCAUCCGACGCCAACUCGCCGGCAACAAAUCACGGCAAUGCAUCCUCGCCCUAAGCGAACUUGCAAAGCACUGGCCCGUAGGACUAUGGAUCAUGAGAUUCUUCGGCAACCUCAUGCGAAGACUCACAGGUCAAGGAUCGGCUGUCUCAGCGGGUUCAAUAGUUGACGUGACGUCGCGCAUUGCAAACUGUAACCGCAAUGAAGACUCUACGUUGAAUACCUCUGCGGAAGUCAGUAGGGCAACGUCUCAGACUUUGGCGGAGAAUGGCGGUCCGUUCACUGACGCGACGAAUGCGCAAGUCGCUGGUGCUGUGAUAGAGACGAAUGAUCUGUUCCAGCAGCCGGCAGAUCAGUUCGGGUUUGAUAACUUUUGGGCGGAGAAUACUAUUGAUGUUGAUCUCCUGCUUCAGCAUGGUUUAUGUCCAUUGCUGCCAGGCAACUUUGGUACUUUCCCACCAAUGGCAGAUUCACAAGGUUUUUAG